AUGCAAAGAGCGGAGUUACAAGCUCCCUGUUCCAAGGGAGAUAUGCUUCUUUCAAGGGAGCAACAGCAUCAAAUUCUUGCGGGAUUCGAAGGCAGGCGAUCCAAGCGGCAGGCUUACAACGAUAAAACAUACCCAGGAAGGAGAUGGUACGAGGGGGUCAACUACACAUUCGACAUGAAUAUAUCUAACAAAACCAGAAGCCUCUUCAAGACCGCAGCGGGAUUGUGGAUGAACAACACGUGCAUAAACUUCUAUCAAGACGAAAAUGAAACAUCUGUGGAUCUCUUAGUCGUAAUUAAAGAAUAUGGAUGCUGGUCAGAGGUUGGUAGGCAGGGCGAUUGGCAGUUCAUGUCGCUUGAUGGAGGCUGUGAAACGGUAUUGGAUCAGAAAAGCUUCAAUUUAAAACCGCGAAAUUUUUAG
Molecule: messenger RNA, 420 nt
Organism: Ostertagia ostertagi
Lineage: Eukaryota; Metazoa; Nematoda; Chromadorea; Rhabditida; Trichostrongylidae
Source: the annotation of a GenBank genome assembly